Messenger RNA from Saccoglossus kowalevskii, 3153 nucleotides. RefSeq names its product nucleoporin p54-like. Gene Ontology annotation, cellular component: nuclear pore; nuclear pore central transport channel. The record is from RefSeq and is a predicted model, not a curated record. Lineage: Eukaryota; Metazoa; Hemichordata; Enteropneusta; Harrimaniidae. Gene Ontology annotation, molecular function: structural constituent of nuclear pore. Gene Ontology annotation, biological process: NLS-bearing protein import into nucleus; nuclear pore organization; protein localization to nuclear inner membrane.
UCAAACUUCUGUCAUAAGCAGCAUGUUGCAAAAUGUCGUUUUCCUUUGGUAGCGCAUCGUUUGGUGGCCAACCACCAGCAACAUCGGCUCCGGCGUUUGGAGGGUUUGGAAGCAGUGCGUUGACUACAGGAACUACUGGCUUCUCUGGAUUUGGUGCAACUAAAACAACAGCACCCUCUCUCUUCGGUGGACUUGGAACUGUUACUACAGCCACAACAGCGCCCUCAGGAUCCUUUUCUUUCCAAGGUUUUGGAGCUGGAACUGGAACCACUGGGUUGGGAACUGGUCUUGGUACAGGAGCAUUAGGUACUGGAUUAACAACUACUACCACAGGGGGUACUGGAUUUGGAACUGGAUUAGGCUUUGGGACUGGAUUUGGGUCUUCUGCGACAGGAUUAGGUACUGGUCUCGGAACCGGAUUUGGUACCAGCUUAGGAACUGGACUUGGCACUGGACUUGGCACUGGACUAGGGACUGGAUUAGGGACUGGACUUGGCACUGGGUUGUCAUCUGGAUUUGGUACUACUGGACUGGGUGCCACUGGUCUUGGUACUACUGGUCUGGGCACAACUGGACUUGGUACAGGCAUUCAAGGCCAGCAAGCCAACUCUGCCAAUGUGCUUGUAAACACAGCCAGUGCGCUACACUUGCCUAUGAUAUUUGGUGAUGAAAGAGACAUUGUUUUUGCCAAAUGGAAUCAGAUCCAAGCAUUUUGGGGAACUGGUAAAGGCUAUUACACCCAGAAUGCAUCUGUUGACUUCUCACCUGAUAACCCUUUUUGCAGGUUUAAGACAGUUGGGUACAGCUGUAAACCAUCCACAAAGAAUGAGUUGGGUCUAGUGGCAUUGGAUUUCAAGAAGAAAGAAUCAGAAAUACGAAGUUACCAGCAACAAAUUGUUGACAACUUGUUUAAGUUACUGGGAAGCAAACCUACAUUGUCUGUCUGCGUUGAAGGUGUGAGGGCGCUGCCAGAUGAUCGAACUGAAGUCCUUAUCUAUCUUCUUGAGCGUCUACCGACCGGUACAUCAAAGAGAGUGUCUGCUACUGAUCUGUUUAGUUUUUUAUCUCAGCCAACCAUCAAGCAGCAACUUGUUAAUCUAGGUGUUGAUAAUAUGAUGCCUAAAACUGAAUUAACAGAAGCUCAGUUACGACAGUACAUGGACAACCCACCGGCAGGUUAUGAUCCACGAUUAUGGAGACAAGCAAAACUUGACAAUCCUGACCCAUCAAAUUUAAUUCCAGUUCCCAUGGUUGGAUUCAGUGAAUUGAAUUCAAGAUUUAAACAUCAGGAGCAACAAAAUAAACAACACCAAGGUAGACUGAAUAUAAUUGCAGAAGACAUUUCUACUCUUCAAAGAAAUCAAUCCACAAUACAUGCUAAGUUAGCGGAGUAUAAACGAAAACAAGCUGAACUUUCACAUAGAGUUUUGCAGGUUAUGCUAGUACAAGAAGUUUACAGAAAAAGUGGUCUUGCUAUACAAAUUGAUGAGGAACAACUUAGAGUACAAUUAGAGUCAAUACAGGCUGAAUUAAAUGCACCCACUCAGUUCAAGGGUCGUCUCAAUGAAAUGAUGUCUCAGAUUCGAAUGCAAAGCCAAGCUCUAGGAGCCCGAACUGAAGAAAGAUACUCAAUGGAUCUUGCUUUGCAAGAUGAAAUCAAACAGCAUUUAAGACAACAACAAGAAGGCAUUCGGCAUCUUAUCAGCAUUAUAAAAGAUGAUGCAGAUGACUUACAGUUGAUAGAACAAGGACUAACAGAAGUCAUUCACAGAAGACGAUAACAUUUUAUGUACUGGUAAUACAAUGUAACAUACUGGUAAUACAGUAACAUACUGUACCUGUGUAAUACAACGUAUAUAUAUAUAUAUAUGGGUAUAACACGUUUUGUAAAAUCAACCAAAUACGUGUUGACAUAUUCACAUGUUGCACAGCUGACUUGAAGACAUCAACUAGAGAGCACUAUGUGUGGUAAUUUGUGUGAAGCCAACAACAGUCUAAGCUGUAAAUCCAACAUGAGGACAGGGUUACUAUUAAGUCACUUUGAGAUCUAGACUGGUCAGUGACGUCUGUAAUGCCCACUUCUUAGAUCAUUUACCUUGUGUUGUACAAUAAAUAUUGAUACAACUUUGCAAAAUUUCACUAUAAAAAGGCAAUCUUUUUCGUAUUUGAUAUUUUCAUAAAUACUAGUAAUUCUGAAAUUAUUGGUUUUAACGUAUUAAUUGUCGAUGUGUGUAUCACUGCAAAAAAUGUUAUUACCAAUAGUCUUCAUUCAGAUACUCGUAAUUGUUCCCCUGCCCUAUGAAAUUAUAUUUUUGAUUUGCAAUGAUAAAUAACUAACUCAGCAUAUAUGUUCCAUGAGGAGUCAUUUUUGAAGUGUUUUCAUUUGUUACACCCCAAUCAAAUUUCAUUUUAUGCACAUUGUUGACAGUAUUCUGAUUGCUUAUUAAUAAUAUUCCUUUUGACCGAGCGAGUCAAAGUGGUUGUAAGGUCUUGCAUCAAAAUGUCACUUAUUUCUGAAGUUAUUGUAACAUGUUUUUUUUUACUCCAAGGAAAAACAAAAGUGUAAUAGAAAUUUACAAUGUACCAUUCUGUUUAGAAGCUAUUUGUACAAACAGAUCAAGUGAUCACUGGAAGUGAAGUAGCAGCUCUCAAGAAAGUUUGCACGGCUAAUGUGCCCUUCAAACAAUCAUUUAUGUCCACCAAUUUACACAUUUUGUAAUGAAAUUAAGAUUACAAAAUUGAUUUGAAAUAAAAUUAGAUUUAUUUGUUUUUUUGAUAAUGGUUUGCACAACAAUCCUAUAGUUAUCUAACAAUGACAAGGGUCUACUUGUCAGGAAUAUAACUGAGAAAAAAUUUCACAUGAAUACAUAUGUAAUAUCAAAGCAAUUGGACUUGCGCUUUUUAAAGUGAAAAUAUCACUUUUUGCCAAAAAUAUUCACCAAAAUUCAAGAUAUCAGUACAAAACGAACAAAUCUGAGAGGUCCACAUGUAAUAUUGGACUUGCGGUUUUUAACAAGUAGAAAAUAUCACUUUUUACCAAAAAUGACAAAUAUUCACCAAAAUUAGAGAAUUGAAGAUAUCAUCAUGAAAUGUUCACCCAAAAUGUUCACUUUAAAACCAUUAGUAAAACAUGUGGAAUUUUUACCAAUAAUA